UUCCCACCGUUGUCUUUUUCCUAACCAAAUAAUUCACCUCAUUAAUGCAUGAGACUUGGGAUCUGGCUCUAGAUUGCUUUAACAAGAACGCUGGCCUCUUCGUCUUAGGAGAACUGAGAAGAGAAUAGUGUCAAACAUGUGUCACGGUUUCUUCUGCGACUCUAUUAAGGCCAAGAAGAGGAGGAACGACAGCAGUGGCAGUAGCAGCAGCAGCCUCUCUUCCCUUUGUUAGUCUCUUUCUCCCUACCACUCUGUUUCCACAUCAUCCAUUGCCACCACCAUCGAUUUCAUCGCUGCCAAUGUGCCGGAGAACCAAUUUUCCGGCGAAAUAGCCUCGGGAGGAAGGUGGGGAGGCGGAAAGAGGCAGACCCAUUUCGAGUUUCGGUGUGGCCGGAGCCAUGUUUCUGUUCAAUACCACGUUUUUGGAUACGCAGCUCUACAAGCCGACCUCCAUCUUCGGCCUCCACCUCUGGCUCGCCAUUACCAUUUGCGUUGGCGUGUCCAUCUGCCUCAUCCUCCUCGUCCUGGCGCUCUGCGUCAUCUUCCGGAGGUACUCCGCCACCACCGCCACGGCUUCGGCCGCCGGAAGCCAUCGCCUCUGCCACCCCGACGCGGCCACGCCCGUCGUGUCGCGCGAGAUCCGGGAGGUGAAGCUCCACCGCCAACCGUCGGCCGAGAAGCCGGUGGCGCAUGCGGAUCAGGCGACGAUGGGGUUCUGCGAGCCGAGGAAGGAGAUCCAAAUCGAUAUCGGGAGGGACCACCGGAUCGUCUUCUCCGACCGGCCGUCUUCGCACAACAGCGGCGGCGAGAGCCGGUCGACGGACUCGGUGUCGAUCGCCGCCCCGGAGGUGUCGCAUUUGGGUUGGGGCCAUUGGUACACCCUUAGGGAGCUCGAGGUAGCUACAGAGGGAUUUGCGGACGAGAAUGUGAUUGGGGAAGGCGGGUAUGGGAUCGUCUACAAAGGAGUUAUGCACGAUGCUUCUCUUGUUGCAGUGAAGAACUUGCUCAACAACAGGGGUCAGGCGGAGAGGGAAUUUAAGGUAGAAGUGGAAGCGAUCGGACGUGUUAGGCACAAGAACUUGGUGAGGCUGCUUGGAUACUGUGUUGAAGGUGCACACAGGAUGCUUGUUUAUGAGUUUAUGGACAACGGUAAUCUUGAUCAGUGGCUUCAUGGGGAUGUAGGACCAGUCAGUCCUCUUACGUGGAAAAUUAGAAUGAAUGUCAUUCUCGGAACAGCAAAAGGGUUAGCGUAUCUUCAUGAGGGUCUGGAACCAAAGGUUGUGCAUCGAGAUGUGAAAGCUAGCAAUAUAUUACUUGAUCAGCAAUGGCAUCCCAAGGUUUCAGAUUUUGGGCUUGCAAAGCUCUUGGGUUCUGAGAGGAGUUAUAUAACAACUCGUGUUAUGGGUACAUUUGGCUAUGUAGCUCCGGAAUAUGCUAGUACCGGGAUGCUGAAUGAAAGAAGUGACGUCUAUAGUUUUGGGGUAUUAAUAAUGGAAAUAAUCUCUGGAAGAUGUCCUGUUGAUUAUAGUCGACCACCUGGAGAGGUGAACUUAGUUGAAUGGCUGAAAACUGUAGUUGCCAGUAAGAACUUAGAGCAAGUUUUGGAUCCUAAGAUGCCUGACAAGCCAUCUUCCAAAGCAUUAAAGAGGGCCUUAUUGGUGGCCCUCCGGUGUGUCAAUCCUGAUGCUCAGAAACGACUUAAAAUGGGACAUGUUAUUCACAUGCUAGAAGUGGAUGACUUUCAUUUCCGUGAUGAUCGAAGAAAUAGUCGAGAAACUGAUCAUUCUCAUCGUUCUCAUGAACAUGCAAAUGGGACUGCAACACCAAUAGAGAGGCCGCCUGUUAAGAUUGAAAUUGGUCAGACUCAUGAAGGAGAAAGAGACAGGGCUAACAAUCUUGACUCCACCACAAGAUGGAGAGAGUAUAGAUAAGGUGAUUUCCUGGUUAGGUUGGAUUUUGAGGUUUUAUAUAUUCUGUAAGGCCGUCAUUGAAGUUUAUGGCCGAUUCAAGAAGUUGAUUGACUUCUGCUGCAUUCUGAAGAAGGUAUUUUCUCAGUCUCAAUCUGAUGUGCAGAUCAAUGCUUGGAAAUCACUGAUAUUUUUGAGAUUGUAUCCUAGAGAAGUUUAUUUAUGAAAGUCAUAAUAAGCAGUGUACAAUAUCGAUCAUAAAUGAAAAUUUCUACUUCUAUUUCCAAA
This is a messenger RNA of Nymphaea colorata (pocket water lily), 2195 nucleotides long. Its product is annotated as probable serine/threonine-protein kinase At1g01540. Bases 399 to 1931 code for a protein of 510 amino acids. NCBI's taxonomy places the organism in Eukaryota, Viridiplantae, Streptophyta, Magnoliopsida, Nymphaeales, Nymphaeaceae. The transcript has 7 exons. Gene Ontology annotation, biological process: protein phosphorylation. The record is from RefSeq and is a predicted model, not a curated record. Gene Ontology annotation, molecular function: protein kinase activity; ATP binding.